This is a messenger RNA of Oryza sativa Japonica Group (Japanese rice), 3430 nucleotides long. RefSeq names its product disease resistance protein RGA5-like. Gene Ontology annotation, biological process: defense response to other organism. NCBI's taxonomy places the organism in Eukaryota, Viridiplantae, Streptophyta, Magnoliopsida, Poales, Poaceae. The record is from RefSeq and is a predicted model, not a curated record. Gene Ontology annotation, molecular function: ADP binding.
AAAAGUUAAUGAUGUCAAAUAUUUAGUGACGAAGCGAGUACUUCUACAAUUAUUCCAUGAUCAUGGGAACCAACAAGAGUUCAAUACGUACAACGAGAGAGGCGAUCGAGAGUGAGGUAGAGAGCAGGGGGCAAUUGACCUCGAUCUGGCAGGCAUGGAGGGCGUCCUGGUGAGCGCGGCGACCGGAGCGAUGAACUCCGUCCUCGCAAAGCUCGCGGCCUUCCUCGGCGACGAGUACAAGCACGCCAAGGGAGUCCGCGACGACCUCGCCUUCCUCCAGUCCGAGCUCACCACCAUGAACAAGGCGCUGCACGCGCUGGCAGAUGCGGAUCAGCUCGACGAGCUCAGCAAGGACUGGAGGGACAGGGUGCGGGAUCUCGCCUACGACAUCGAGGACUGCAUCGACCUCUCCGUCCACCGCCUCCAUGGCGCCGGCGAAAGCGGCCUCGCCGCCAAGAUGGCGCGCAUGGCCAAGAAGAUCGGAGCGUUCCGUCAGAUCGCGAGCCAGAUCCAGCAGCUCAAGGCCCGUGUCUUGGAGGUCAGCGAGCGGCGUAACAGGUACACUCUCCAUGGACUUGUACCAACCAGCUCGGAUGCUUCCUCCUCGACGACCAAGGUUGAUGCCCGGCUGUGCGCGCUCUGGACGGAGACGAAGCACCUCGUCGGCAUCGAUGGCCCCAGGGAUGACAUCAUCAGCCGCUUGGAGCAGGAGUCGUCGUCAGCGGCAGCGCAGCAUGAUGUCAGGAUGGUAUCCAUUGUUGGAUGUGCAGGCUUGGGCAAGACCACUCUCGCUAAACAAGUGUACGACAAAAUCAAGGCGGAAUUCGAGUACAAGGCCUUUGUUUCGGUGUCUCAGAGACCGAAUAUAAAGGAGCUUCUACUCAACAUUUCUACUCAAGUUGGCAAGUCAACAAACACUUGGGAUGAUGUAGCAAAUCUCGUGGAUAAUCUUAGGGAGCAUCUCAAACAAAAAAGGUAUAUUAUCGUAGUGGAUGAUAUAUGGAGCCCGGAACCAUGGAACUUCAUUGGAGAAGCAUUGGUCAAAACUAGUCAUGGUAGCAUAAUAAUUUUGACGACACGUGUGAAAGAAGUGGCAAUAUCAUCUUCAUCUUCUCAUGGUGGUUUUGUUUAUCAAAUGAAACAUCUUGAUGGCGCUCACUCCAAAAGGUUAUUUUACAAAAGAAUUUUUGACUGUGAAGAGAAAUGUCCUCCUAAAUUUGAGCUAGCUUCUGAAGAGAUACUGAAAAGGUGUGAUGGUAUACCUCUAGCAAUUAUUUCCAUAUCCAGCUUCUUGGCUGAUCAUGAAUCGUUAUAUCAUUGGAAUGAGGUGAAAAAAAUUAUCAGUUCUCCACUACCAGGAAAUGAGUAUCUCGAGACCAUGCAGUCAGUGUUAGCACUCAGUUAUUAUAAUCUUCCACAUGAUAUAAGAAGUUGCCUGUUAUACUUGAGUGCAUUUCCAGAAGAUUGUGAAAUUGCAAAGAGUAGUUUGGUAAGUAGAUGGAUUGCAGAAGGAUUUAUCAAUGCAAGGCCAGGAGAAAAUGUAUAUGAAGCAGGGUUGAGGUAUUUCAACGUGCUGAUAAACCGAAGCUUGAUCCAACCAUGGAAUGAGCACUACGGUGAAGUGCUGACCUGUCGAGUUCACGACGUCAUUCUUAAUUUCAUAGUGUCCAAAUCAGUAGAGGAGAACUUUUUGUUCUUAUUGGAUCCGUCUGGUCUCGUACCUCUGCAGCAUAGCAACUACUGCAAGGUUCGUCGCCUGUCUCUCCAGGGUAACUACUGCCAAGAGGAGUUUGCCUCAAGGAUGAUGCCGAUUAAGCUUCAUGUUAGAUCACUUAUUUGUUCCGUGGACUACACAGGAUUCCAUCCUCUAUCAGAAUUUAAAGUUGCAAGAGUACUGGAUCUAGACGGGUGCCAAUCAUUGACAAACAACCAUCUUGCUAAUAUUGAAAAGUUAGUCCAUUUGCAGUAUCUGAGAAUUAGGGGAAGAGUGACUGUGCUCCCUGCCAAUAUUGGACGUCUCCAGCAUUUGGAAACAUUAGAUAUAAGAGGUAGUGAAGUUAAAGAAUUACCACCAUCCAUUGUUCUACUUCAGCGGUUGGCUCGCCUUUCUGUCAGUCAAGAUGUGAAGUUCCCAGCAGAAGGUGUUAGCAAGAUGCAAGCAUUGGAGGAGCUCACAGGUCUCACGCUCUUCUGUCAACCAGGAAGCUUUUUGAAGGAGCUAGGUGAGCUUACCAAGCUGAGAGUACUAGUUGUAUAUUGGAAGGCUUACCAUGCUAGAGAUUCUGAUGAGGCCCAAGCCGAGCAUAAAAAGAGCUGCAAGAAGAUUUUCACCUCCUCACUUAAUGCACUGGACAGGCAUAGCCUCCAUUCUCUGGAUUUUGUUGUGUUUAUGGAACGCUUCUUGUUUGAUCCGUGGUUCCUUGCCCUACAAAACCUCAAGAGAUUCGGCGUCGAAAGCACGCCCCGGAUGAUAAACAUUCCAAGUUGGAUUCGCCUUGCUGCCAAGCUUGAGAAAUUAGAGCUCAGUAAAGCAUAUGUUACUCAGAACGAUUUCGAAAUGCUUGGAGACCUGAAAGCUCUCGAGUAUCUUGCCCUUCCUUGUUCAGACACACGAGGAUCAUGGCUCACCAUCAGCAACCAUGGUUUCCGAUGUCUCAAGUUUGCGUUUCUUUGCAACGUGUUGUUUAUGCCUGAUUCCAUGCCUAAUCUGAAGGACCUCCGAAUUGACAUAGUAUUGGAUGAGGUUGGUGAGAACGAUUCUGUCUUCGAGCACCUCCCCAGCACCCUCUGCAGAGUCAAUGUAGAUAUUAUUGGCAAUCCACCUUCAACUCCAAGAGAUGUGGCCUCAGAAUUGGAAGAAAAAAUCUUGAACGUAGCAAAGACACAUCCCAACCGUCCGACGCUCACGACCCGAACACUCGAUAGGGACAUUUUGGUGGAUUGAAGGGGAUUUAUUUCACACCUAUUGUGGUGUGGAAUUAUUCCUCUUUAAACCCUUUCAGACCCCUUCCAUACCGAACAAGGCCUAAGGGGGACUAGAGGUGGAGCAACGAAAAGCAGGAGCCUUAGUGAGCAGCAGAACAGGAUGAUGGCCUUUGCAUCAAUGGCUCAUCCCUUGGCUUGGUCCUGGAGUUGGCAUCGUCAGCAUUUAUAUGUUCCAUAUCUCUACCGUUUUUACUGAUCAGUUGCAUGAUUACUAUUUCCAAACCUGUUCACUUGUUUCAAUUUUCAUGUAUUUGAAUAAGCACGCUACGCUUGAUUUCUCCUCUAGCCCCAUCUGUUAUGGUUUGCUAGCUCUAUCCAUUAAAUUAGUAUGCAUGUAUGCAUUUACUAUAUAAUGCAAACCUAUGGGUUGCAGCCAUUGUAAUAAUAAACUUACUAUGAAUCUUAUUUCAAAGUUUAGUUGGCCAGGUGCCAUGGGAAUAUUUCA